GCCUCACAUCACUCACCUGCAGGUAGCUAGCUAGGUAGCCACGUAGUAGGCGCGCGGCCGGCCAGCCAUCAUGUGGACGAGGAAGGCGGCGGCGCGGGCGGCCGUCAUGCUCCUGCUGCUCAUCGUCGUCGCACAGGAGUACUCGCCGGCGCCGGCGGCGGAGGCGCGCGUGUGCCGGCGGCGGAGCGCGGGGUUCCGGGGGGCCUGCAUGUCCGACCACAACUGCGCGCAGGUGUGCCUCCAGGAGGGCUGGGGCGGCGGCAACUGCGACGGGUUCAGGCGGCAGUGCAAGUGCGUCAGGCAGUGCUAG
Molecule: messenger RNA, 310 nt
Organism: Panicum hallii
Lineage: Eukaryota; Viridiplantae; Streptophyta; Magnoliopsida; Poales; Poaceae
Product: defensin-like protein 21
Exons: 2
Coding region: 71-310 (79 amino acids)
Biological process (GO): defense response
Source: RefSeq, a predicted model, not a curated record